Molecule: messenger RNA, 4333 nt
Organism: Porites lobata
Lineage: Eukaryota; Metazoa; Cnidaria; Anthozoa; Scleractinia; Poritidae
Source: the annotation of a GenBank genome assembly
UUGUCUUUUCAGAUUGUUAUUCUUCAGCAUGUGAGUGGUUGGUUCCAAAUCCCACCACAAGCUCAUUUCUGGUCAAUGCGGUUGGCUGUUAUUAACUCAGUUCUCAAUCCAUUAAUCGGCGCCGCCAUGUGCAAGCCAUAUAGAAAAGGAUAUAUAUUCAUCCUUUGCAAGAUUUUUCACUGCUGUGGUUUAUGUUCAUCCUAUAAAGCCGACAGUAUGUUCAUAAAUCUUUAACCUGAUAAUUACCCUCAAACUUAGGUUAUGUUCGCACUGAUAGAUUUUUUUUUUCACGGAUAGAUUUUCGUGCCGACGUGGAAUGCCACCCGAAACGGCGCAAGUCCUUUACACCCAACAUUGUGCCGUCGAGUUUGGCCGAGAAGGUUAACGUUUGGUGCACUAAAUUCCAGUUCUCGUUUCUGUUUAUCUACUUCCGCGACUGUAGUAAUAGAUGUUCACGCUGCAGCAAAGUAUGGAACAAAAUCUCUCCAACAGUGUACUGUGACACAACACUUUCGAGAUCGUCACGGCGCAGCUUUGCGCCGUCACAGAAACCGCGCCUAAAACACAGUUUUUGUGUGUGAACAGAAGCCCUAUCCGGUAUGGUUUUCAUGGCGGCGCAAAAGCUUUCCGGAAUAUUGUGAAUAUAACCUUAAGGUAGAUACCCUGGGUACCAGAGGUUUUUUCUCGCGUGCGAGGAGGAGCUUUCGCCGGAUGUCGGCCGCAGGCCAACACGUCUUCGGCCGAAGGCCGAAUACACGAGCGGCGAAGCCGCGAGGAGACUUGACCGAAACCGGAAACCGCGCAUGAAAAGUCUCUGGCACCCAGGGUAUAAGGUAGACGGCCGGGGUACAAAAAAAAUUGACGUCUAAGCUCCUUUUCCUACCAGGCAUUUUUACAUUUUUCUCAUCUGAGAGGUAAUGGUACCUAUACCUUUAAGCCUUCUAAGAAAAUCGCUGCCAAACUAUUGACUCUGAUCUCAAAACUUAUCCUGCAACAUUCAGUUGGGGACACGCUUUAGUGGCCGUUGCCGUGGUAGAGAUGUGGCCUUUGUAGAGAGGUUUAAAAAAGAGUCGAUGUAUGGACUUUCCGCCGGGACAAUAAAAAAUGGCCAUUGUAGAGAGGUGGCCGUUAGUAGAGGAUCGACUGUUGUUGUCAAGGCAACGGGUCUUUGAAGGGCGCUUUAAACUUUAACUUUUUAAAAAUGAUCACGAAUCGAAGAGAGACAAGUUUCUUUUCAUUAGAAAGUAUGGUCUUUUUAGUUGUACUUACGUUGCCUCUCUGAUUCUUGAAAACAUGUUCUUUGUUUGCAACGCAUAUCUUAUGAGGUCCGCUACCUUGUUUUUUCAACUUCCAGAUCCAUGGACACGGCGGCUUUCGCUAGCUUCACGGCGCAGUUUUGAUUUAGAAUCAACCACACCGACCACAGAUCAAACGGUGGUUAGAGUCACGAGCAAUCCUUCAUUCAGUUAUCAUGAUUCUGGCAUUGUUCCUGAUGGAGGCAGCAUUGGAUACCAUCAGGGUGGCCUUAUUUACUCCGCUUAUGAAAAGGAACCAUGCGAAACCGAAAGCUUUUAUCGCACCACUGUUGACGGAGUCCAGGAAAGGCCACGUCUACAUAAGAAGCGCAUUUCUUUCAAAGACGAGGUCGAGAAGGAGGAUGCUGGAUCCAACGUGCGUCUGUCCGCUGGUAAAACAACUCCAAAACAGGAAACCUCUGAUUUACCUUCCAGUGACAAAUAUGGCUGUUACACGCAAGAAAAUGGUUAUGAAAACAAAAUCAUAGUCUCGCCAGAGAUGGACGCAGCUUUUGAAGAUGAAUCUUCUUGCGGCGACACACGAUCCAGUUCAAGCAAACGAAAGAGAAAAAUCGCUGUCUCAGGUAUGAUACUCUGACAUAAUAGCCCGUUCAACGCCUUAUUUGGGAAUGGACGUAGUGUGAUGCUAGAGGGAAAUAAAAGCCGGUAGACUGGGUCCGAAAGAUGUUAUCGUCAACCCAGAAUGUCCAUGUAUUUGUCAAGCGUACGCAAGUUUCUUCCUUUCAAAAACCUACAGGUGAAAAGGGCUAAGAAAAUUAAUUUAAAACAUUAGACAAGUCUAUUUAGCUUUCUUACGUGGUAGUACAGUUAAACCUCGCUUUGUGGACACCUUAUUAUUACGAACAGUUUGCUUCGUGCCUGAGGAAAGAAAGCCCUUCCAGUUUCUCUAAAUUCAAACCCCUUUUAUAGGGACACCCUGUUAAUACGGACACUUUCUAUGGCCACCUCACUGUCCGUAUUAAUGGGCUCUGUCUGUAUAUUUACUAGGCUGUAACUAUACUUAAACGUCUUUGUUCACUUAUUUUUCUUUCUUGGUCUUUUCUCUAGUUUAUCCGUUCAUUUGCAAGACACCAGAAUUGUUUAACGAUAACUCUUUAGAGAACAGUCAGUUAUCUCGCGAUUCACAAGGUGACAAUGGUGAAAACGUAAAACAAAAUUUUGCAGUGACAGAGAAAGCUAAACAGGAUGUAAAGCCAUCUAAAGCAGAUGUUCUGACGGACUGCAACCAGUUGUCCCUUAGCGCUAUAGAUGUAACAUCAGAGCCAUUAUCUAAAGACUUUGAAGGGGAAAAUGCAUUGGAAUUAAGUCCAGAAGCAAAGUCUACGGAAAAAAGAGCCGAUUGUUUCUCGUCACCAGGCCCCCUUGAGGAGACAGGGCCUCAGACUCUUCAAGUCACACAUUUUCCAGUUAAUACAAACUCUGGUAUAAAGACAACUGUUUUGCCCGAUCGCUUCACAUCGAGAUCUCCCCUUCCAUUUUCAAGGAGUCGUUCCUUUAUAGAAAGAACUUUUGCUACCUCGUUUUCACGCACAAAGUUGCGUUCUCGGUCAUUUGCCAAUGGUUCAACUUCAAACGCGAAUCCAUUUUACGAGUUUGACAAUUUGGGUUAUCAGACAGCUGACUCGCCGUUUCACAGGCAUUCCGUGGAUCUAGCCGGGGAACAGCUAGGUGGAAUUCAGAGCUAUUCGGAAUCUGAUUUUACUUUCUCCUUACCAGAAACUGCACUGGUUUCCCCUCAUGGAACACCAAAUACAGAAAGUUUCAGAAGUUUCCAUGCUGUGGAGCACCAUAAUCCACCCAACAAAAGUGGGAUAAGUGUAGGUAAGAACUGUCGAGACAUCGGCAUAAAAAGAGAGGAAGAAUGAUCAUACUGUGGGAAUACUACACACGUAAAUAUCGCCCCAUGUAAGGGAUUCCGGGAUACGGGAAAAUUUUGCUUGUGGAAUCCAGAAUCUAGGAAAUUUAUUUUGUUGAAUCCGGAAUCCAGGAAAUUCGUGUCGUGUAAUGGGGAAUCCUGAGAUUUGGAAUCCGGAACCCCACUACCAAUUGGAAUCCGGAAUUUAACUCCCACUGGCAAAGAAUCCGGAAUCCAGAACUUGGAAUCCAGAAUCAAUGGCGUGGAAUCCAGAAUUUCAAGACUGCCUUGAAUCCCCUUUCAUGGGGCAAUAAAUUCGCCAUAGGUCUCUUUCAGUUCAUCGUAUGUCACUUGUAUUACAUCAAUAACUGUUACUCGCUAUUUUACCUUGGUUGCCAGAGGUUUUUUAUUGUACUAAAAUUAAGUGAACUUGGUCUCAUGAAUUUCCACCAAUUAUUUCAUUCUAUAGGAUAUAAGUCUGAGAGCAGACUUCUUGGAGUCGGGGUCGGUUAUUCUCAGUGGCAUAGAGAAACGUAACCCCGUGUUUAUCAUCGAAAAGGCUUCUUAAAGAACUUUGGCGUUGACAAUGAAAUUUUAAGUCAGUUUUUCCACAGGCAGUCCAAGCGCACUAUUUGUGGGUUCGGGCUUCAGAGGUCAUUUGGUGGGAAUACACUAGAAUUAUUAGUGUAUUAUCUGAUGCCAAAUAAAUGCAAAAAGUCUUAAAGAUAUGAAGUCUUCUUGUUUGUCUAUCGGUACUAGUAGCCUUUAAGAUAACGAAAAUCGAUAUUUCUUGCAUUAUUUGUGAUUCGGGUUGAUCAAUCAAAAUUUUAAGGGAAAAAAAAUCAUGAAGAAAUUUUGAUUCCUUCCCUUACCUUUCGUUCAUAAGGGCCACUCUGUUUCCUACGGCUGGUUUAAACGCCGUUUAGUAUUCUUUUCCAAUCUGAAGCCCGAACCCACAAAUAGUGUGCUUGGGCUGCGUCUGUGGUUUUUAGUUUACCCUUUUUGCAGAAAACCAAAAAUUUAGUUUACACUUUUUGCAGAAAAUGAAAACAGACCUCAAGGGCAAAGCUCCAAUCACGACGUAAUGCGAAAGUCUAGCAAGACUUACAAGGAACUGAGUGAAUUAAGCCUCGGGGAACUGGAACGAGAGGUCUUCUGUUGA